Messenger RNA from Astyanax mexicanus (Mexican tetra), 5598 nucleotides. It is a transcript of the gene e2f4, whose product is annotated as E2F transcription factor 4. The coding region runs from base 245 to 1438 and encodes 397 amino acids. The transcript is spliced from 10 exons. Gene Ontology annotation, molecular function: protein dimerization activity; RNA polymerase II cis-regulatory region sequence-specific DNA binding; DNA-binding transcription factor activity, RNA polymerase II-specific. Gene Ontology annotation, cellular component: RNA polymerase II transcription regulator complex. Gene Ontology annotation, biological process: regulation of transcription by RNA polymerase II. NCBI's taxonomy places the organism in Eukaryota, Metazoa, Chordata, Actinopteri, Characiformes, Acestrorhamphidae. The record is from RefSeq and is a predicted model, not a curated record.
GUUUUAACGGCUUCAGUCAUUCAAGUAGUGCAGUCGGUGUGUGUGUAGCUACGCGAUCACUUGGAGCUCCGGAUCCGGAUCCGUGUCCUGGACUGGACUGGACUGGACCCGACCCGUGUUAAACUCGAAUUUCCACUCCAUGUUUCGCACACUGCUGGACUGAAGAGAAGCAAUCGACUUACUCACAGAUAUAUGACAGACUCACAGAGACAAACCGCCGACAUUAAGCAGCACCAGAACUUGGAUGGAAUUUGACUCAGGGCGGAACGAACUGGGAGCGAUGGGGGAACCUUUGCAGCCGGCGACGCCGAGCCGCCACGAGAAAAGCCUCGGACUAUUAACCACCAAGUUUGUUACCCUGCUGCAGGAGGCGAAGGAUGGAGUGCUGGACCUCAAAGCCGCUGCAGAUACACUGGCUGUACGGCAGAAGCGGCGAAUCUAUGAUAUCACUAAUGUUCUAGAGGGCAUUGGACUGAUAGAAAAGAAAUCAAAGAACAGCAUUCAGUGGAAAGGUGUUGGUCCUGGCUGUAACACACGAGAGAUUGCUGAUAAAUUGAUAGAUCUGAAGCUGGAGUUGGAGGAUCUGGACAGGCGAGAACAUGAGCUGGACCAGCAGAGGGUCUGGGUUCAACAGAGCAUCAAAAAUGUGACUGAUGACUCUCUGAACUGCCCAUAUCCUUUCCAAACCAUGCAAUAUACUCUGGCCUAUGUAACACAUCAAGAUCUCUGCAAUUGCUUUAAAGGCGACACUCUACUAGCAAUCCGAGCACCUUCUGGUACACAGUUGGAAGUGCCAAUUCCAGAGUGUGUUGUUAACGGGCAAAAGAAGUACCAGAUCCAUUUAAAAAGUUCCUCUGGCCCUAUUGAGGUUCUCCUGGUAAAUAAAGAUCCCUCCAGCAAAUCUCCAGUAGUUUUACCUGUUCCUCCUCCAGAAAACAUGCUUCAGAGCCUUCCUGCCUCUGCUGCCUGUGGUACCUCCACCACCAAGCCAGCAGACAACAGUACUGCAUCUGCAGCCCCUACCAGCCAGAGUUCUGCCAAUGCAGCUACUGCCACAACGGCUGCACCUACCACAGUUGCAUCCAGCAACACCACCUUAAAGACACCAGUCAUGCCCAUUUCCUCAGAGGACCGGCAGCAGCUCCAAUCUUCUGCCUUACUGGACAGCAGCUCCUCACUUCCAGAAUCCUCAGCGCUAUUUGAGCCAAUCAAAACAGACCCCUCAGAGUUGUUGGACUUCCCUAAAGAACUUUCAGAAAUGUUUGACCCUACAAAAGAAAUCAUGAAUACAGAUCUGCUGGAGGAGCUCAUGUCUUCAGAAGUUUUCUCUCCACUCCUUCGCCUCUCUCCUCCUCCUGGUGACCAUGACUACAUCUAUAAUCUGGACGAGACAGAAGGCCUAUGUGACCUUUUUGAUGUUCCCAUUGCUAACCUUUGACCUGAUGAUAGUAGUAUACUUGUUUAAGAAAAAAAAGUAUUUUUUUAAACAUUUUCAGAGAUAAUGUGUGUGGCUCUGUCUCUGGUUUGUGUAAAUAAGCUGAGUUUCGUAUGUAUAUAGAGUUGUGGUGGUGGUGGUGGUGUUUUUGUUUUUUUAGUAGUAUAUUAAAGUAGUUCUAUAUUCACCACCUAAAAACAAUGAUCUAAAUAGUGGCACAUGUUUCCCUUCUUUAUGGUUCUCCAUACUGCUAAAACUUUCAUGAAGUCAGCACCUCUUUAGUGUGAACCUGUCAUUUUCACCUAGAACAUCCAGACAGCUGUACUUUCUAAAAUUUUUAACUAAUUGUUAGUACAUGGAACAGAGUUCUUUGCCCUGUUUGAGCAGAACAUUGUUUUGUUACUUUUCUUUUUUCCAAAGUGUUUUGAAAAAUGGUGUUGACCACCUUAAUUGUUUUGCUCUGUUCUUUAUAUUAUAAAUGGAAUAACAGUUGUCGUUUUAUUUUUGACAAGAAUUUACGAAAAACAUGAAACAGAUUUUUUUAUUAUUAUUUUGGAGGUGGACAUCCCUUUCCAUGUUCUCCAGGAUUUCCCUGUAUUUUGCUACAUAUACUUUACCGUUACAAGCCUUCUAGGCUCUGUUUUCAAAAAGAAUUCCUGCUGCAGGAUUCUGCUACCACUGAGCAUCACUGUGGGGAUGGGCUGUUAGUGGCUGUUUUGGUCUCAUCAGAUCAAAUAACUUCUUCCAUUUGACUUGGGAUUCACCCACAUUUUUUAAAACAAAAUGUAGGUGAGAUUUAUAAACUUUUCCAUAAAUUAUUGACUGGUGAACAAACUGGCAACAUUUGUGAAAUGCAGUGUCUCUCCCAUCUUAGCUGCUGGGGCUUUUAUGUAAUUCAGAGUGGUCCAUCCCCUGGCUUCAGUUGCCGUUUUUGAGUUAUGUGAAUUUUUUUUUCUUAUUCUUCUUCCACUCCCCACCUCCUUUAUGGUAUUCUUCAUCUUCAUUGCACACAGGUGAUCUCCAUUUUCAUUAAUUGUUAGAAUACUAGCACCAGGUUUUUGGACCUUUUAUAAAUUAGGUUAGUCUCAUAAUGCAUGAAAUCUUUUUACACAUUUUAUAAUAAACUAUACUUUUUCACUUUGUCAUUUAAAAAAGUAUUUUUGUAAACCCUUGUCAAAACCAAAAAAUAUUGUUCAUGAUUCCAUUUAUAAAAACAAUGAACAGGGGAAAGUAAAAGGAAAAGAAUACUUGUAAUGGGAUCUAUAUAAUAUAGGAACACCAGUAUCUUUAAAAAAAAGUUUUGGGUGAAGUUUUCUUAGGCACUUAUUGUACUACAUCUGUGAAAGGAAAGUUAAAAUAAACGAAGUUGGUUGAUAAAGAAACCUACUAUACUAAGUGCACAUUUCUGCAUAAUUGAAUACGUAAGAUGUAAACAGUUCAUGUACAGUAGGUAUGGUGUGAAAUGGUCAUAGUAGAAAACUAAAGGUUUUGGAUCAAAUCCUUUAAAUCAAAGAUACAAUUUGUCAAGUCAAAUUGUGUUCUUUAAAAUGUCUUUCAUUAUAGUCACUAUUGUGAACAACUCUGCCUUAGUAGGUUUCUUUAUACUGGGACUUUUCACAACAGACCACUCUGAAUGACCCAACCAUUUAAUUAUGCCAAAAUUCUGAGCUUUAAAAUUGUUUGCUUGGAGUUUAUUUGUAUAUUAGCAUGUGAUCUGAUAUUCGCUUGUUAAGAGAAAAAUAUCAUGGAUUUCUGCAAAAGUUGUAAUAAUGUAAUGUUUUGGACAGAUAUGCAGAUGAUUACAGGUAUCCUCCCACAAGAUGGCGUAAAAUGCUCGAUUUGACCAAUUGCUUGCCAUUAAGGCUGUCUGUCGGCCAUUCCAUGCCUAACUGCAUCUCCUUUUGUAUGCAGGAUAGAGGCAGCCCAACAGGCACCUUUCAGUUCUGCUAUAGACAUAUAUGAACCCAAUAAACAUAUAAUUUUGCUCUAAUAUUGUAAUCAUUGACAUAUCAUUACAUUUAUACACAUAACAUUUUGUUUGAUUCCAACAACUCUUCCUCUGUACUGUGCAGUUUCCUCUUCUGUGCAAAGGUUUUAGGCACCCAUGACACCUUUAAAAGGCUUCUUAUCUGUGCAGAAUUGGUCAGUUACCCUGACGAAGUUUAAGCCUGUUUGCAGACUGUAUGUUCCCUUUAGGGGAAAAUUUCCAUUUCCAUUUUCCAUUUCCAUUUUCUUUGUGAAUGUUGCUUUGUUCACCUCAAAAGAUAUUGACUGUUUUUUCAGAUGCAAUUGUAGGUGCCUAAAAUAUCUACACAGUACUCUGUACUACAUAUUUUUUGGUAACACUUUCGGAUAAGGGUACAUGAAAUGGCAUGAAUUCAAGCCGUAAUUCAUGAGUUAGUAAUUAUUAAUUCAUGCACAUAAUACAUCAUGAGUCAUCAUGAGUAUACAUGAAGUAAGCAUGUCUCAUACAUGUGUUAGUUCAUGUAUUAAUUAAGGUACAAAUGUCAUUUACUGGCAUGAGUUUUUAUUGAUGUUCAUGCAGGUCUUUAUGGGAGUCAGGGAAAUUGAGGUAAAAACCAAAGGGUCAGCCCACACCUCAAAAACAUAAUUCAGCAUUACUUACGAGUUUAUGAUGUUGUGGCCCUCAAACUAAAGUGGUACAGUGUUCAUUCUGUAAUACUGGUGAUGUUAAUGAUAAAAAACAGAGGAACCAUGGGUUAAGCAAACAUUCUUUAUUGUUUUGAAUCUUAACAGUGUACAUGGAUGAAUUGGCAUCACAUAGCAAAGCUUUAAAUAAAAUAAUUAAAAAAAAUAAGGUAACCCUUUCAAUUACAGUCCCCUAAGUUCUAAGUAUUACCCAGGUAAUUGUGAGGUACAACCUUAAGUACAAGUAAUUAUUUUGGUUAACAACAAGAUAGUAAGUAUCAGGACAGUCUUGCCUAAUUGCACUGAAAUGUCUCACAGGUUCUAGAUAUUAAACAGGUACAUGGGAGGUACAAACUCCAAAGUACUAGGUAAUUAUUUGUUAACAAGAUGGUAAGAAAAAUAACAGUUCAACUUAAUGAUCUUUUCAUCGUUAUCACCAGUAUUGCAGAAUGAAUAUUGUACCACUUUACUUUGAGGGCCACAACAUCAUGAACUCAUAAAGAAUUGUGCUUAAGUAAGGCUGAAUUAUGUUUUUUCUAUGAGGUGUGGGCUGACCCUUUGGUUUUUGUCCUCAAUUUUCCUGACUCGCAUGAAGAUCUGCAUAAACAUCAUUAAUAUUAGUAAAUGACAUCUGUACCUUUAAUUACUACAUGAACUAAUGCAUUAACACUUGUAUGAGACAUGCUUACUUCAUGUAUAUUCACGAUGACUCACAAUGUAUUAUGUGUAUGAAUUAAUUAUUACUCACUCAUAAAAUACUGCAUGAAUUCAUUUCAAGUUUUUUUUUUCUUUAGUUAGUCGGUUUGUAUGUUCCUUUUUGUGGGAUUUAUCUACACGGCCACUUAAGUGAAACACAGCAUGAAAUCUGACAGUGUGAAGUCCAAUUAAGAAAGGUAGGAACUAAACCCUCCUUCAAGUAUAAUUUUUUUUAUUUGUUUUUUCAAAAUAUAUAUCUGCUUUCUAAUCUAUUAUUUGAACUAUGACUCAAUGGAUAGCAGUAAUAUGAAAGGUAAAUACUUUAAUACAUUAACUUUUGUAUUCCACUGUCAUAAUACCUGCAUUUAAAGCUUUUACCUAUAAAGUUUUUACCUGUUUGUGUGUAUAUGUAUUUUAGCUUAAUGCAGCUAAAACAAUUUUAUGUUUGUGUACAAAUCUGUGUAAAGAAGAGAAUGUGUUAAAUCCAGGGUAUUGAGUAAUAGUUCAAACAUUAUCAUUUGUCACUUUGUUAAGCUUAGCAUGUAUUACCCCAGAUGAUAAAGCCUGUUACUGUCUGCGGAAGGAUAUUUCUAUGGUUAAAGCAUUUUACAAUUUAUUUUUCUAUUUCAUAUUUAGACAAAUGGUCUUAGUGUGGACUGAUAACAUUGCACUUUAUAACCGUAUCAUUCCUUUGUUUGCUUCUAUUCCAAACCUGUGUUUUUCUGUUUAAUUGCCAUCUACCAUGGUCAUUUGUCACAAGUCGAUCAGUAGCCUAACUGACUCACUGUCUUAGAAAAAUAAAUAUCUGUAUUUGUAAA